ACAAAGCAUCGCGAUUAUCGGUAGUACGGACUGAAUUAUAGUGUUCUAUUUUAGGGUCGAUUCGAGCACACUUGUAUUUCCCAAUCAUCUUCUUUCUUUCUGCAGAAAUGAGAGGAGCCAUUCCACAAAAGUUUGGUGUCGAAUUGCACUUCAUCAGUGACUACAACCACAGCAAGCACUUCGAAGGGCGAACAGACGAUCAUGUCAUGUACGUGACGCUGUUCAUGCAUUCGGUCAGCCUUCGAAUGGACCAGCUUACUCCACCUGUUCCCAUCGGUAUAACAAAAAUUCAAACGACGUCAACGGAUAACGAAGAUUAUGUAGAGCUGUGGGACAAUGGGGACCUGAUCGGCAACGAAACGCUGAAAAAGCUGAACGAAGUAGUGCGGAACGACACGAACUACCAGAAAUCAGACGUGGUCUACAUGGCAACAGGCCGAGAAAUGAUUUCUCUGAUUCCUGGAGGCAAGAGCUCAUACAUAUUAGGAACGGCGGGUGACGCUCUAGCUUGUGCCGAUAAAAGGGCGGCAGUCGGAGAGGACAAGCCUGGAAAGUUUUCAGGAGUGAACACUGCUGCCCAUGAAAUUGGACAUCUGUUAGGUUCUCCCGACGACAGCCCAGGCGAAUGGGGUGAUUGUAAAACGGAAGACGGAUACCUGAUGAGCAAAUAUGCGAACGGAAAACGUGCCUUUACUUUUUCAAAUUGCAGCAAGAAUGCCAUCGCUGGGUUCUUGACGUUAAAUAAAUCUGACUGUUUAAAGAAAAGAAUCAACUGUCAAAUUGUAUCCUUUCCUAACAAGGCAUUAAAGCUGCCAGGCCAUGUGAUGAGCGGAGACGCCUAUUGCAAGUUGUUCUACUCAGGAUUUGCUGCUGCUUAUUUUCUAGAGCUUUUUGCGUUCCUCCAGAAGUGCAUGAUUCCUUGCCUGGUUGAGGAGAAGAGAACCAAGAAGCUGAGAUUUUUGACGACUAUAGCACCAGAUGGCACACGUUGCGACUACAAUAAUCGACACAAGGUUUGCAAAAAUACCGUCUGCGUGUGAGCGCCCAAUCGCUUUCACUUGGAGAACGACUGUUUGUACCUAAAUUAUUUUUGUGGACCUCGCACGCCAGGAUACAUUAUCUUAUUGACCAAUCAACACGUAGAAAUAUACUUCGUUCGUGAUGCGCCUUCCAAAUAUUGAAUAAAUGUUUGUUUCUG
Messenger RNA from Dermacentor silvarum, 1198 nucleotides. RefSeq names its product venom metalloproteinase antarease-like TpachMP_A. Bases 108 to 1040 code for a protein of 310 amino acids. The transcript has 9 exons. Gene Ontology annotation, molecular function: metalloendopeptidase activity. NCBI's taxonomy places the organism in Eukaryota, Metazoa, Arthropoda, Arachnida, Ixodida, Ixodidae. Gene Ontology annotation, biological process: membrane protein ectodomain proteolysis. The record is from RefSeq and is a predicted model, not a curated record.